AUGGCCACAUUGGCGAACGGCCUCCGACACCUGAGGUGCCCGAGACAGCUCGCAAAUGCUCAAUGGCACCAGCAAACCUUGAAACGGGCGACUCCGUUGUGCAUCCGGGCCGUAAACACGGCAGCUCGAAACGACGACGACAGUUCAAAGGCUCUUGUUGAGUCCCUUCAAAUCCCUUUUCAGGGGAUUACCCAUGCGAGAACUAUUCCCGCCACUCCUUCGUAUUUCUCCAGAGAACCGCAGUUCAACGAUCUCUACAUUCGGAUAUCAACCCUAUUGACCCGAUAUCACCACCUCCCAACCGUCUCAACCGGUGACGCUCCACACGUCCCAUGGACAAAACUCGAGGAAAUGCGAUCCCAAAUGGGCGAGCCCAUCAAGGCAUCACAUUACCAAAAAGUCCUCCGUGUGGCCAAACGACUCAAUCUCAUCGAACCAAGCCUACAGCCCGCCGAGGUCAAGAUUGCUCUUCAGGAAUUUGCGCGCGACGUCAAUCCGUUUCUCAACAUGCCCAGCCCGAUUUCCAUUGACAAAUUCGGCCGUGCCAUCGCAGUAGGCAAGCGAAAGGCGUCAACCGCACGCGCAUUUGUCGUCGAAGGAACCGGAGAGGUCUUGGUCAACGGCAAGCCGCUCAACGAAGCUUUCGGUCGUGUCCACGACCGUGAGAGCGCCGUCUGGGCCCUCACCGCGACGGACAGACUGGACAAAUACAAUGUGUGGGUUCUUGUGGAAGGCGGCGGUACUACCGGGCAAGCAGAAGCUAUCACACUUGCCGUGGCGAAGGCACUAGUGGCCCAUGAGCCGGCACUGAAGACCGCUCUAAGAAAAGCGGGUUGCAUCACUAGGGAUCCAAGAACAGUUGAGAGGAAGAAGCACGGCCAUGUCAAGGCCCGUAAGAUGCCCGCUUGGGUCAAGCGAUAG
Molecule: messenger RNA, 921 nt
Organism: Pochonia chlamydosporia 170
Lineage: Eukaryota; Fungi; Ascomycota; Sordariomycetes; Hypocreales; Clavicipitaceae
Product: mitochondrial 37S ribosomal protein MRPS9
Exons: 2
Coding region: 1-921 (306 amino acids)
Biological process (GO): translation
Cellular component (GO): mitochondrial small ribosomal subunit; ribosome
Molecular function (GO): RNA binding; structural constituent of ribosome
Source: RefSeq, a predicted model, not a curated record